CCCCAGCUUUCUCUCUCUACCCCUCCCUCCCUCCCUCCCUUCCAACCCCCUUUAAAGGCCACGACUCGUUCCAAACGACCAACGCCUCUCUCUUCUUCGCCCCCCUCUCUGUUUCUCCACCCCUCCGAUCUUCGCCUUUCCCUUCUGCUGCUCUACUGCUCCCAGGAGAUCGCCAGUCGGUAUUACAGAAGAAGAGGGACCUUCAUCCCCCUAAAUUCUGUGACAGAGGAGUUCAUUUGAUUCCUGUGCUGUGGUCUUGAAGUUCUUUCUCCCAUGCUACCUGCCAGCAGGAGUAGAAGUCAGCCUAGGGCUGGUAGAUCUUGGCCCUUUUCAGGGAUGGAUUACUCAGAUUCAAGACGCAAGCCUCAUUUUCUUGGAAAAGUUCUUAUAGCUGCUAUUUUCACAACCUUAUGCAUAUUCAUUUUGAAGCAAUCCCCUGGUUUCACUGGUGAUAGUGCCUUUGCUCGUCAUGAAUCUGGGGUAACCCAUGUCUUAGUAACAGGAGGUGCUGGCUAUAUUGGCUCACAUGCUGCACUUCGGCUCUUGAAGGACUCAUAUCGAGUAACAAUUGUGGAUAAUCUUUCUAGGGGAAAUAUUGGUGCAGUUAAGGUUCUCCAGGAGCUAUUUCCAGAGCCUGGGAGACUUCAAUUCAUUUAUGCUGAUUUGGGCGAUGCAAAAGCUGUUAACCAAAUAUUUGCACAAAAUGCAUUUGAUGCUGUUAUGCACUUUGCAGCUGUUGCUUAUGUGGGGGAAAGUACACUUGAACCUCUAAGGUACUACCACAAUAUAACUGCAAACACAUUGGUCAUUCUUGAGGCCAUGGCAGCACAUGGUGUUAAAACUCUUAUUUACUCGAGCACAUGUGCAACUUAUGGGGAGCCUGAAAAAAUGCCUAUUACAGAAGAAACUCCUCAGUUUCCCAUCAACCCAUAUGGCAAGGCCAAGAAAAUGGCGGAAGACAUGAUUUUGGAUUUCUCAAAGAACUCAGACAUGGCUGUGAUGAUUUUAAGAUAUUUCAACGUCAUCGGAUCAGAUCCAGAGGGAAGGUUAGGUGAGGCUCCCAGACCUGAAUUACGAGAGCAUGGACGUAUAUCUGGCGCAUGCUUUGAUGCAGCAUUAGGAAUCAUUCCGGGGCUGAAGGUUAAAGGAACAGACUAUCCCACAGCUGAUGGAACUUGUAUAAGAGAUUAUAUUGAUGUCACUGAUCUGGUUGAUGCUCAUGUAAAAGCCCUUGACAAGGCAAGCCCCAACAAAGUUGGUAUCUACAAUGUCGGUACCGGAAAAGGUAGAUCAGUUAAGGAGUUUGUGGAAGCCUGCAAGAAAGCAACCGGGGCCACCAUUAAAGUUGAAUACCUUGACCGCAGACCAGGUGACUAUGCUGAAGUCUACAGCGACCCUUCAAAGAUUAAUCGUGAGCUCAACUGGACUGCACAGUACACUGAUCUUCAAGAGAGCCUUUCCAUUGCUUGGAGAUGGCAGAAAUCACAUCAAAAUGGCUAUGGAUCACCCUUAGUUAUGAAAUUUUGAUUACACUUUUUGAAUCAUUCGUUAUAUACAUGGAUGGAGAUGUGGGCUUUGAUUUGGAAGCCCUUUGCCUGCAUCUGUUGCUUAAUUUUUGGCAGAAUUACUUCAGCAGCAAACAAAAAGGAUGUAGAUGCAUAGGAGAGCCUUUUAUGAGCAUUUCAGAGGUUGGUGGGCAUUAUUUAUUUAUUAUUUUUGCAUGAGACAGUAGAAAUGCAAUGAUCAAUGCAGCUGAUCAUUACACACCAUUCUUGAUUGGUCUCUCUUGUAAUAUGCUUAUCAUUAUGUUAUACAAAAUGAAUCAAAAGGUGAUAUUUAUUCUUUUUCUCUGGUUCAG
Molecule: messenger RNA, 1858 nt
Organism: Elaeis guineensis (African oil palm)
Lineage: Eukaryota; Viridiplantae; Streptophyta; Magnoliopsida; Arecales; Arecaceae
Product: probable UDP-arabinose 4-epimerase 3
Biological process (GO): galactose metabolic process
Molecular function (GO): UDP-glucose 4-epimerase activity
Source: RefSeq, a predicted model, not a curated record